Musca domestica (house fly) is the source of this 5251-nucleotide messenger RNA. RefSeq names its product octopamine receptor beta-2R-like. The record is from RefSeq and is a predicted model, not a curated record. Gene Ontology annotation, biological process: adenylate cyclase-activating adrenergic receptor signaling pathway. The transcript is spliced from 7 exons. Lineage: Eukaryota; Metazoa; Arthropoda; Insecta; Diptera; Muscidae. Gene Ontology annotation, cellular component: membrane. Gene Ontology annotation, molecular function: octopamine receptor activity.
CUGGCUUGCUUGCUGGCUGUUUGACUGAUAGAACCAUAAACCAACGAGAGGGAAAUCAUUCGUUAGUAGUCUGCCUGGUGUGUGGCCACGUUCAAGAGUAUACAACGGACGCGUUCUCAAUUAAAAAAGAAGCAACAACAACAAACAUACAACAACAAAAGAAGACAAAAAAUCAAACAAACAAAACAAAGUUCCCCAAAAAAAUAAAAUAAAAUGCAUAAUAAAAUUUAAUAAUAAAAAAUAAUUAUUUUAAAUGGAAAUAAAUAGCAAUACGUUCGGAAAAUAUCCAGAGCACAUGCAAAACAAAUGAAAAAUUAAGUACCUAAAAAAAAUUGUUUUGCAUUUUUUUCCGUGUCUGUGGAUGAGAGUGAGAUUUUAGAAGAAAUUCAUAAGCAAUGAUUUAAAUAAUCGCAUAAUGGCAACGCCAACGGAAAUAAAACUACAAGAGCAUCAAAUCCAACGACGACAACAAGAGCAACAACAACAACAGCAGCAACAAUUAAGAAAAAGAACUAAAAUUAAUUUAGACAACAAGUAGUGGAAGAAAACUAAAGAACUUAAAAUAAAUGUAUCACAAAGAAACAAAAAUAAAAUUAAAUAAGCAGCAACACAAUUUGAAAAUAGAAAAAAAACUAACAACAAGAACAACAACAAUUAACGAAAUAGGUAUUUAAAUUAGAAAAAUACAACGACUUCUGAGAGUGAAAAAAAUAGCAAAAAAAAAAGAAACAUAUUUUUGUGUUCUACAAGAAACAAAAAAAAAACCGACUCACACAACCCACACUCUAGCCCCAAUAUCAGCACGAGCUAUGUCGUUGAGCGGUGUGACCGCAACCUCGACCAUCAUUCUCCGCAGCAACAACAAAAAACAUUAGCAUCCCCGCCACAGCCACUACCAACCAACACACGACAGCAAAAUGAGGGAAUUUUCUCCAAUCAAUGGCAUUAGCCACUACAACAACAGCAGCAGCAAGAACAACAACCACAAUACAAUCAUGAAGAAGAACAACGCCACCUCAAAAAUAUAAUCAAAAGAACCAAAAAAAAAAAAAAUUGUUUGAAAUUUUUUUGAAAAAAAAAAAAAAAUAAUAAUAUUUUAAAAUAUAAAAAAAAAACAAAUAUGCGAAACAAAUAUAAUCGAAUAUAAGCAAACAAAUACAACAACAAAAAAUUAAAAAAUAAAAAACAAAUAUAUAGAAAUAGACAACAACAAAGCGCUAGAGAGACAACUCUUGGCACGGCCGUGGCAGUCAAAAUGAAAAGCAAAAAAAUCGCCGAGUUUUUCACUUUCGCUCCGGAACGUUUAUUGUCUUCAUCAUUUUUUGGAAAAUUAAGACUUUUAAUAAAAAAUUUCUGAAAUCGAGUCCUCAGUCGUCGGAUGGCAUAAAAAAGAUAAACGCGCGCGUGUGUUUUCCCAACCAAACGAAAGCUAACCAGAGCAAAAAACCAAAAACGUGUUGAAAGUGCUUACAAAGUAUUCAGAUUGACCUGCAAGUGAAUGGAAAAAAAUUGCAGGAAUUCACUGCGAAAGCAAAACAAAACAAGUGAAAGUGAAAAUGUGAAAAGUGCAAACAGUAAAGGAAAAUAACAAAAAGUGGAGAGAAAGAAACCCCAAAGAAAAAAUUUCAAAUUAUAAAGGGAGCGAAAGAAAAAAAAAAUAUAUAUAUAUAUUUAAGUUAUUUAUUUAAAAAAAACCCAAUCAAAAUUUUUCUAUCAAAAUCCAGCAACAACAAAAAAUAUUUGUAAUGUCUACAAAAUCCAAAAAUCCCAACACAUUUACACACCUAAACAGCAACAACAACAAAAACACCUUAACCUCUAACAUCACUUCCACAAAGACUACAAGCCAAGCAAUAGCAUUACAUGGGAACGAUACAACUAUAUGGGGCUACGGCACCCCACCCGCUGUAGCAGCAGAAACGGUGGUGGCCCCACGGCAAGAUCCAACGUUGGAGGUUGAUGAAGCUGCAACGGGAAAAAUAUUGAAACAAAAUGUUUUACAUCGAAUAAGGCAUCGGCAUCAUCAUCACCAUCAUCAUUGCAGGCCGUCAACGAAAACCAAAGAUUCAAUAGCAAACCAAAUACCUGCAGCAUACUCCGUAGCACCCGCCACACCCCCAUUAACCACAUCAUCGAUAGCAUCAUUGGCAUUUGAGAGACAGACUUUGUCGCCUAAUCUUCCAGCAUCCUCAUCAACAACUCCAAGCACUCCCAUCACCACCACCACUACCACCGCAACAAGAAGUACAACAAAAUGUCUAGCUGCCACAUUGGCUGCCACCGUUUGUUAUGCCGCCAGUAGCAUUAAUGCCGUUGCUGCCGCGGCAGCCCAUGCAUCACGGACGCCAUCACAUCACUCAGUACAAUCGCCACAACCACCUGCUCCUGCGCUCUCCACAUUUCUGUCCUACGAUGCCGAUGUACCGCAUUCCAUGUCAUUGCUAGACGGCUCCAUGGCCCAGCAGCUGGAAGAGGCUUCAACGUCGUCCAACACAACUGCCGCUCAAUAUCUACACAAUGCAGCGGCAUCCACUGCCACCUCAGCAUUGGCCGCUGCAGCGGCCGCUGUUAAUUCGACAUUUUUCGAUGAUGCAGGCGGCGGCGGCGGUGGCAAUGACACUGUGUCGGAUUCGAGCGGAGAUUGGCUGGACGAUUUGGCGCUGAUCAUGAAGGCUUCCGUAAUGUUGAUAAUCAUAAUUGCCGCCAUAUUUGGAAAUUUACUUGUUAUUAUUUCUGUGAUGCGUGUUAGAAAAUUAAGAAUUAUAACGAAUUAUUUUGUAGUCUCCUUAGCCAUGGCUGAUAUUAUGGUCGCCAUAAUGGCCAUGACAUUUAACUUUAGUGUACAAGUAACGGGACGCUGGCUUUUCAGUCCAUUCCUAUGCGAUUUGUGGAAUAGUUUGGAUGUCUAUUUUUCAACAGCAAGCAUAUUGCAUUUAUGCUGUAUUUCAGUCGAUAGAUAUUAUGCCAUUGUAAAGCCUUUAAAAUAUCCCAUCAGCAUGACAAAACGUGUCGUUGGCAUUAUGAUACUCAAUACAUGGAUUUCGCCAGCUCUGCUCUCCUUCCUGCCCAUAUUCAUUGGCUGGUAUACCACCGAUCAUCACAAGAACUACGUGAAAAUGCAUCCCGAUGUCUGCUCCUUUAUUGUGAAUAAACCCUACUGUGUCAUCUCCAGUUCGAUAUCGUUUUGGAUACCCUGUACGAUAAUGAUAUUCACCUACCUGGCCAUAUUCCGUGAGGCGAAUCGUCAGGAGAAACAGAUGAUGAUGCGUCACGGCAAUGCUAUGUUGAUGCAUCGUCAUUCGACGGUGGCGGGAACCGGAAGUGAAGCUCUAAGCGGUUCUGGUUCCUCGAAACAAUUGACAAUGCACGAGGUCGAACAGGAUCAUACACCGACUAAAGAUAAACAUUUAAUUAAAAUGAAACGAGAACACAAGGCUGCAAGAACACUAGGUAUAAUCAUGGGUACAUUCAUACUCUGUUGGCUGCCAUUCUUUUUGUGGUACACAAUUACCACACUCUGUGAUGCAUGUGAUGUACCCGAAAUUGUGGUGGCCAUUCUCUUCUGGAUUGGCUAUUUCAAUUCCACCCUGAAUCCACUUAUUUACGCUUACUUCAAUCGUGACUUUCGAGAGGCAUUUCGAAAUACCUUGCAGUGUUUGUUCUGCAAUUGGUGGCGCGAUCGUCACAUGGCGCUCGAUAUGGAUAUGCGACGGGGCAGUAUGCGCUAUGACAAUCGGGCGAAAAGUGUCUACUCGGAGAGCUAUUUGAAUGCUAGCCACGCCCAGAGGCGUACCAGUCAACUAGUCGAAAGUUUAUAAUGCAGGGAUGGGGCGCUGUUGGCGCCUACACCCACACCCACAUCAGCAUCAAUGCAAAAUCUACACUUGUUGGGCACGGGAGGAGGAGGUGGAGGAGGGGGAGGUGGCUCAUCGUCAUUGUCCUUGUCGACAAACCAAACCGCAAACCUGUUGUGUACACCAUCACGUACAUUGGAUACAUGGAAGAGUUUCGGUGCCACCGGUGGUGGUGGUGGCGUUGGAGGUGUCGGUGAAAUUAGUGUUAAGGAUAAAUCCAGCAGUUUUCUCAAAGCGAACGAUGGUGUCAGCAGUGUGGGCGGCACCAGAGCCGGUGGCCGUUAUCUGGAAAGUGGUGCCACAGCAGGUGCUGUGGACGAUGACGACGAUGAUGGCGAUGAAAAUAUUCAGGAAAUCCAAAUUGAAAUACCCUUAGCAUAUGUCAACAAAUGGCAUAAAAACAAUAACAAAACCACUACCAAUACCAAUGCCAGUACAGUACAAGCAACAGUAACAACAACAGCAACAACCGCAUCACCAACUUCCACAGCCAUACACAGCACCAACACCACCACCACUCACACAAUGGUCUGAAUGAAAGUCAACAAUGACAGAAGCUGCAUGUAAGCGUAGAAUAAUACCGAAGCAUUCAAAUAAACUUGUUUCCUGAAAUACGCAUCCCACACCUACAUACACACACACCAUCCAUGCAACCAAAGACCCAGCCUCCCUUCACCUACCCCCAUCCCCCACACCAAUAUAAUACAUGAAAAUAUGCAGUUGCAAUGCAUCAGCAAACUAACAAAUACCAAAGGAUCAUCCGAAAGGAUAACAGCAAUUUCAACAAAAGGCAAGGGAAACGAACCUUCAUCAGCAGCAGCAGCAGAAACAGUAACAAAGUGAUGCAUAAACAAUCAACGUGUACCGGAAACCAAAGUAAACUACAGCAAUAGCAACUCAAACUGCAACUGAAACAUCCAUCGCCUGGAUAUCCUUGCGAGACGAAUGAUUGAAUCGAAUUGUGAAACUCAUCUUAGUGAAAUAUGUGGUUGUAGACUUUCCUAUUUUUUAGAAUUUGUUUUGUUUAGCUUUAUUUAUUGUUUAUUGUUUUUUAUUAUUUAUUUAUUUUCUAUUAUUCUUCAUCUUCUUCAAUUCGUCCAUAUGACGUUUGUACUUUGAUAUACACACACAUACAAAUAUAUUGUUAGUGCUACAAACAUACGUACAUACAUAUAAAGAUAUCAUAGAUCAAAAAAAAAGAAAUCUUUUUGUUUUCCUUUUUCUCUUUCUUUUUCGAUUUUUCCUAUUCUUCACACACCUUUUCUACCUAGCAGAUAAGAAUCGAUUGUAAAUAUCUACGCUUAGGGACAAUGGAAAACAGUUUUCAUGGUUGAAGUGAGUGAGCAUAUGUUUUGAUAACACUUGUUUUUGUAGAUUCGAAAGAAGUUUUGUGCAAG